Messenger RNA from Loxodonta africana (African savanna elephant), 948 nucleotides. Its product is annotated as olfactory receptor 5D13-like. The transcript has a single exon. Gene Ontology annotation, molecular function: odorant binding; olfactory receptor activity; G protein-coupled receptor activity. Gene Ontology annotation, biological process: sensory perception of smell; G protein-coupled receptor signaling pathway. Gene Ontology annotation, cellular component: membrane. Lineage: Eukaryota; Metazoa; Chordata; Mammalia; Proboscidea; Elephantidae. The record is from RefSeq and is a predicted model, not a curated record. The coding region runs from base 1 to 948 and encodes 315 amino acids.
AUGUUAUCUGAAGGAAAUCAAAGUAUCAUGCCCACUUUUAUACUGUUGGGUUUUUCAGAAUACCCAGAACUCCAGGUUCCACUCUUCCUGAGUUUCUUGUCCACCUACACAGUCACCGUGGUGGGGAAUCUAGGCAUGAUAAUAAUUAUCAGGAUCAAUCCAAAACUCCACAUGAUUAUGUACUUUUUCCUCAGUCACUUGUCUUUUGUGGAUUUCUGUUAUUCCACUGUAGUUACACCCAAACUGCUGGAGAACUUGAUUGUGGAAGACAAAACUAUCUCUUUCUCUAGUUGCACCAUGCAGUUUUGUCUUGCUUGCAUAUUUGGAGUGACAGAAACAUUCAUGUUAAUGGCGAUGGCUUAUGACCGUUUUGUGGCAGUUUGUAACCCCUUGCUGUAUACCACUACUAUGUCUCAGAAGCUUUGUGUUCUGCUGGUUGCUGGGUCCUACACAUGGGGUGUAGUGUGCUCUCUGACACUCAAAUACUUUCUUCUCUCAUUAUCUUAUUGUGAGUCUAGCGUUAUAAACAAUUUUAUCUGUGACCACUCUGUAAUUUUUUCCAUCUCCUACUCAGACCCCUACAUCAGUCAGAUGCUGUGUUUUAUUGUUGCCAUAUUCAAUGAGGUGAGCAGCCUGAUGAUCAUCUUUACUUCCUAUGUAUUCAUUUUUAUCACUGUCAUGAAGAUGCCUUCUACAAGUGGACGCCAUAAAACCUUCUCUACCUGUGCCUCCCACCUGACUGCUGUCACCAUCUUCCAUGGGACCAUCCUUUUCCUCUACUGUAUCCCUAACCCCAAAACUUCCUGGCUCAUAGUUAAAGUGGCUGCUGUGUUUUAUGCUGUGGUGAUUCCCACAUUGAAUCCCUUAAUCUACAGCCUUAGGAACAAGGAUGUGACCGACACAUUCAGAAAAUUAGUUAAAACAAAACUCCUUUUUCAAUCACCAUGA